Monosiga brevicollis MX1 is the source of this 1092-nucleotide messenger RNA. RefSeq lists its product as uncharacterized. Lineage: Eukaryota; Choanoflagellata; Craspedida; Salpingoecidae. Bases 1 to 1092 code for a protein of 363 amino acids. Gene Ontology annotation, molecular function: antiporter activity. The transcript has 9 exons. Gene Ontology annotation, cellular component: Golgi apparatus. The record is from RefSeq and is a predicted model, not a curated record.
AUGCCUUCCCCCGACGGCGCCAAGGCUGGCGCUGCCGGCGUCGGUGUGUCGACGAGCCCCUCUUUUCAACUGGCCAUCACAUUCUUUGUGUGGUAUGCGGCCAGCUUCAUGACGGAUGCCUACAAUAAGCAGAUUCAAGAGCGGCUUCGCAUCCCCCUGACGCUAACCUGCUUUCAGUUCUUGGCCGGUGCCUUGACUACCACUUUUAUUUUGCGCGGCCUCAAGCUCGUGCCCUUUGUCGCCCUCCGCCGUGAUCAGAUGCGCCCAGUGGUUGCAGUGGCUCUGGUCUGGACGAUUGGCUUUGCCACAACCAACCUUAGUUUUGGCGUCGCCAAGGCCGGCUCGGUCGCCUUUACGCACGCGGUCAAGGCCACCGAGCCCGUGUUCCUGGUCACGGUGGCCACACUCUUCUUUGGACGUUCCUUUCCACUCUCCGUGUGGGCGGCCCUGCUGCCCAUUGUUUUUGGAAUUUCACUGGUCGCCGUGUCCGAUCUGAGCUUCUCCGUUACCUCUGUCGCCAUGACAUGCAUCAGCAACGUCUGCUUUGUUCUUCGCUCUCUAUUCGUGCAGCAGAUAUACGCCAGCGGUGCGGCCGAUUCAUACAACGUCUUUUACUACAUUUCGUGGUUUUCGGCAGCCCUUCUCUUCCCGAUUGCAUUCUUGAGCGAGUCGGGCACAUUGUGGGCGCAUUGGGUGGAAUUGGACGGCACGCUGUUGAAGCUGCUGGCUUGGAAUGCCUUUGGGCACUUUAGUUAUAACUUUGCAAGCAUGUCUCUUUUGGAUAUCAUUUCACCGCUCACCCAUUCCAUUGGCAAUGCCUCCCGACGCCUUGUACUAAUUGUGGGCAGCAUUUUGUACUUUGGUCAGCCCUUCCUCUUCAAGCACAUGCUCGGUGUCGCACUCCUCAUGACGGGCGUGUUCAUGUACACGAUCGUUUCCAAGCGCAACGCGGCUGCCAAGGCCAGUGCCGCUUCUGGCUCCACGACAAAAGCGGCCUUGGAUACACCGACGGUUAGUGACUGGGCCUUUUGGCCGCUCAGGCGACAUGGACACGACGAAAACGAGAGCAUGGAGAGCCUGACAAACUCAUAG